Molecule: messenger RNA, 1058 nt
Organism: Moneuplotes crassus
Lineage: Eukaryota; Ciliophora; Spirotrichea; Euplotida; Euplotidae
Source: the annotation of a GenBank genome assembly
AUAAAAUGGAGCCAUCCAUUACAUCUGAAUCCAAGUUCACAGUCGGAACAAGAUCUAGUGAUUUAGCAAAGGUCCAAACCUUUGAAGUUAUAGACAUGAUAAUUAAAGCAGCCUCCGAGAAAGGAAUCGAGCUUACUAGAGAAAAUUUCCCAAUAUUUGAGAUUAAAAACUCAAUCGGGGAUCAAGACCAAAAGACAAAGCUGUUUAAUAUGGGUGGUACUGGAGUUUUCUGCAAGCAACUUGAACAACAGAUCAUUGAUAAAAACUGCAAUAUUGGAGUUCAUUCAAUGAAAGAUCUUCCAACUACUCCAGUUGAUGGCUUAGUUGUAGUUGCUAUUCCAGAUCUCAAGGCAAGAGAUGAUGUAGUAAUCCUCAAGAGCAGUAAUAAAGAGUAUAAGACUCUUGACAAUCUCCCUGAGGGAUCCAAAGUAGGGACUUCUUCAUUAAGAAGAAUAUGUACUCUAAAGAAGAAGCAUCCUCACCUUGAAAUUUUAGACAUUAGAGGAAAUCUAAACACGAGAUUUAGGAAAUUGGAGGAGGAAGAAUAUGAUGCAAUUAUUCUGGCAAAAGCUGGAGUAGUCAGACUAGGAUGGGAAGACAAGAUCGAUCAGGUUCUUACUAAGUCUGAAUAUGAAUAUCCACCAGCUCAAGGCUCCCUCGCAGUCCAAUGUAGAGAAGAUGAUCCUGCUACAAUUGAGCUAUUGAAGUUAAUUGAUAAUCCUUUCAGCAGGAGAAUAGUUGAGGCUGAAAGACAGUAUCUUAAGACUUUAGAAGGAGGAUGCACUCUGCCUAUUUCUGUAAAUGCUCAUGUAUAUGCUAAAGAUGAUGAAACUAAAGCCGAGAUUAUCAACUUUGAAGAUCACAAAGUUGAAAACUGUAACUUGAUUCUUACAGGCAGUGUUUUUGAUCGAAACGAUUUUAGCAAUUGUUUGACUCAUUCAGUUGAUGGCGAUUUGGGUGAGUGGAUAGAAUUAGGAACAAAGCUUGCAAAUGAUCUAAGAGAUAAAGGAGCUAAAGACUUUGUACUUCAAGCAGAAGAAUUUAAGAAAGAAGAAUAA